GUUACUUUAUCAUAUAUCUCAACGCUUUAAAUUACAUCAAUAUACCCUUUAUGAACUAUGGAAAUUACCUAUAAAAGAUUCCCUUGAAUUCAUUUUUACUACAUAUAAAAUGACAAGAAAACCUCUCCGAGAAUUCCAUCAAAUAUAUAUCAAACUGAUACAAAAAUUACCUUCUAACUUUGAUGAACACACAAGUUGGUUAAGUCAUCAAAUUGAAAUUGAUAAUUUAGAUGACUUUUUACUAAAUCAUGUCCAUCAUGUAUUGCAAGUAUUUCAUGACUGUAUUUUAGAAAAUAAGCAAAGAGAUCACUGUAUAAAAUUGUUAGUGAUAUGUUUACAAAAACUCCUAUUCACUAUACAGAAACGAAAGCUUCAUUUGUUUUCUGAAUCAAGAGAGCUUCUCAAAUUUAUAAAUAAUUUGACUGAAAAUAAACUCAUUUUGGAAAAAGACUUGACUGAAAUACAAGAUGAGGAAUUAAAGUUGACAGUCAAGACCUGUCAAGAUAUGAGGAUACAUCAACAUAGUUUAAAAUAUGAGUGGAUGCAAAUGAUCCAAAAAGAGAAUACGUUCACUUGUCAUGAAGAGACAUUUAUGCUUAUCUGUUCACAUAUUCAAUCACGUUGUUUAAUAUCUCCUUUAUCCAGUUCACCCUUUGAUUUAGAUCGAUUAGAAAAAUGGAUAUCAAAUCAAGCUAAAAAUAAUAGACUAUGGGCUUGUAAAGAAUGGUGCUGCUUUAUGAUUAAACAUCAAUCAAGUUUUUGGUUAUCAGUCUUGAAAGUCAUGGUUCAGUUUAUGGAUCUUUGGAUCAGUGAUAUACAAGUUUCUGAUUGCGCGGAAAUAAUGGCUUCACUUAUUGCGCAUGAAAACAUGAUAACUAUUUUAUAUCAUCACAUUCUGAAACAUGUAUCACAAUUCGAGGAAUCACAAUUAAAGAAUCUCUGUGAAUUAUUAAGAAAAAGUAUUGACUCUCUGGACACAGUUGAAGAUAUUUUACAAAUUCGAGAUUCUAUUUUUUAUCAAAGAGGUACCAAUGAUAAUGUCCAAUUACCCAUUUUUGGGAUAACAACUAUUUGGAAUGUUUCAAUUGAAUUGGAUAUAGUAAAGUUUAGUAACCAGAUCACUACGAUUGAUGAUCAUGAUACUGAAGUAUUAGAUACUACUGUGAAAAAAUUAGCCAUGCUAUCUGUUAUUUGGCCCUACAAAGUAGUUCAGGUCUUAUUUAGUAGCUGUAUGAAAAAUAAAAAUCAGUAUGUAGCUAUUGUUCCUGUUUUAAAAAGUUUAGGCCAUCUUUGUAGACUCAAGGUGUCAUCAUCAGGAACUUCUUUACUUUUAUAUGUCAUUCAAACUACGUUGUCUGAAUUACAAGCACAUGAAAUUGAACUUUACAGAAAUAAUAUAAUUCAAUUUAUGAAAGCCUGUUGUGACUCUGAAAAUCAAACGAUACCCACUUUGCUUUUACCCAAUUCUUUCGUGGAUCAAGAAACGUCACUUUUAAACUUAAAACAAGUCCUUUCUGAGUUUGUUAUGGAAAACUUAACUUUGUUUAUUACUUGCUUAAAGAAAGACAUUCAUUCCGAUAAGAAUUCUACUCCUCUAUUAAGGUUAUCAUUUUAUCUUUUAGACGCAUUUUAUGAAAGUCAUCAUGAUGAGAUUACCGUCCUAGAUCAACAUGACCUCCCUGCUCUUUUACAUUGUGAACCUGAAACAUGGAUCUAUUUAUUAACUGAACUUUUUACAUAUCGAGAACAAGAAGGUUUAAUUGAACUGAAAGACUGGGAAUUGAUUUUUAAGUUUAUUCAAAAAUUGAUUCAUCUAUUACAGCAAGCUAAACAGUUACUCUUCUCCUUGUCCACUUUCUUCGAGACAUUCAGAGUUAAAUAUGAUUGGAAGUCUCAAUUACUAUGGUAUCCUCUUUUACAAGAUAAAACAUUAAAUGUACCCAAAUCUAUUUUUAAUCUUACAGGAGCUUUGGAUGGUAUUCUGAAUGCUGAUGAUAAGCUUGAUGGAUCUGACGACGCUUGGUGUGAUUUAUUUGAAGCAUGUAAAUUAUCCCCAUUAUUUACAGAUAAACUAUUUGAGCAUUCUUCACAAUGGACUUAUAAUUUAGUAUUAUUAUGGAAUUGGCCAAAAAAGACCGAAAAUAGUAUCUCUUGCUUCACACGCGUGUUGCAUCCAACUUACUCAUCCAGUUGUUUAAUAGAAUAUUCAAAUCUAGUAGUUUAUUUUUUAGAUCGCCUUUAUGACUCUACUAACUUUCACGACAUUAUACAAAAAAAUGCACCUACCGAGUAUUCCUAUUUCAUACAAAGUUUAACAGAAAGAGGUAUUUACCUUUUUUUUUUUCCUUUUUAAAUAUGGAUGAAUAUGAAUAUGUAUAUGCAUAUGCAUAUUUAUAUAUUUACUUGUUUCUAUACAGGAACAAAAAUUUAUUUUAAAAUAUAUUAUAUCAUACAACUGUUGGAGGAAAAUAAUCAUGUUUCCAAUCGGCAAUUUGAACAAGAAAAAUAUUAUAUUUCAGGCAUGAUAAAAACACUUCAGGGACUUGUACAUUGGGGAAAGAUGAGUAAAAAAGGACAAGCGAAUUCCUACAUAGAACUUAAAAAAACCGUAACACAACUUCUUGAUGUACUUGAACCCAUUUGCUAUUACCCUCUUUUGGUAGAUGCGGAAAUGAAAUCGG
Cokeromyces recurvatus is the source of this 2681-nucleotide messenger RNA. RefSeq lists its product as uncharacterized. Lineage: Eukaryota; Fungi; Mucoromycota; Mucoromycetes; Mucorales; Mucoraceae. Bases 110 to 2353 code for a protein of 747 amino acids. The transcript has 13 exons. The record is from RefSeq and is a predicted model, not a curated record.